AUGGAGGAUUUUAAAAUUAUAUAUGCAUCUAUUAUAAAAUUUAAAGACAAAAUACCAAUUUUUACUUAUUACACUAAUAUUGAAUCAGAAUUAAGAGUAGAGUUAGUGCGUUCUUUAAAUUUAUUUUCUCAAUCUAGUUCUAUCGGAGCAUUUCCAGAUUCGCUUCCAUUUGAACAUGGGAUAAUAUAUUCUCUUUAUAACAAAAAUUUAACAUUAAUUUAUAUUAUUAUAACAAAAAAAGGAGAAAUGACAGAUAAACAUGCUUUUUCUUUUUUAGAGGAAUGUAUGAAUAAAUUAGAAAAUAAUAUAGAUUAUAAAAAUUUGCAUAGAUUACCAAAAAAUUAUUAUUCUAGAUCAUUCGCAAAUUUUUAUCAAAAUUUAAUUAAAAAAUAUAAUGCUGAAUACUUGAAUAAUUAUGAAAGAUUUGAUAAAAAAAUAGUUAGAAUAUUAUCAACCAUACAUAAAGGAAUAGAAUCAUCCUUGAAAAAUAAAAAUAAUUUAUCAAAAUUAGAAAGAAGACUAAGUAGUUUGGCUAUUAAUGCAAAAAUUGUAUGUUUUAAAUAA
Molecule: messenger RNA, 564 nt
Organism: Plasmodium gallinaceum
Lineage: Eukaryota; Apicomplexa; Aconoidasida; Haemosporida; Plasmodiidae
Exons: 4
Coding region: 1-564 (187 amino acids)
Source: RefSeq, a predicted model, not a curated record